Molecule: messenger RNA, 1713 nt
Organism: Diplodia corticola
Lineage: Eukaryota; Fungi; Ascomycota; Dothideomycetes; Botryosphaeriales; Botryosphaeriaceae
Exons: 1
Coding region: 1-1713 (570 amino acids)
Source: RefSeq, a predicted model, not a curated record
AUGACUCGUGAUCCCACCACCCCGGGUUCCUACAAGAGUUUCAAGAUGCCUAUGCUUGCCUACCUUCCCCGCAUCGACGAGGUCCGCAGGUCUGCCCGCAUGCCUCUCGACUGCGCUCGCGACAUCAUCUACGCUACCGCCAAGGAGAUCCAGCAGCUCAAGCGCUCCGCUUCUUACUUUUCCGAUCUCGACACCAUCUCUUUCGAUGAUGGCGCCCCCGAGCUUGCCGGACUCCACGACCAUUUGUUCAGGCUCGCGCUGAAGAAUGUCAUCAACGUCGAGGUCGGUCCCGACGGCACCACGGAGGUUUCCAUCAACGAGCUUCUCUACAACUAUGAGGACCUCUGGUACAUCACCGUCUACCACAUCGUCAUGCUCUACCGCGAGCUUUACAGGGAUUUCUCCGCCGGACGCCUGGCUCCUUACUCUCAGUUCGCCGAGCACCUCCCCUUCCAGACCGUGGUCGAGCACCUCUACCAACACUGGGCCGCCCUCGCCGACCCGAUUCUGAUGGCCACCCUCGACUUCUCCAUCCGCAAGGAGAAUCUCAUGAGGUUCAAGACGGUGCACAACUUGAAGGUCUUCGUGAAGAGUGGCACGUACAUCCACAACCGCGACCUCGUUGCCGUCGCGAGCAGCAUCCGCAAGGGGCUCAACGCCAUCCCCUUCGACGAGACGCAGCUGGACACGGACAAGUACCCGGGCCUGACGCCGGAGCUCGACAAGCCCGACUUCGCGUCCGCAUUGCUGCACCACCUCCGCCACGCCAACGCCUCGUGCCUGGCCGUCUGGCUCUACGAGCACAACAUCUCGCCCUCAUACAGCGUCUUCGACGACAAGCAGCAGGCCAACGAGGCCGACUUUCUAGAAUAUGUCGCCAAGCAGGAACAGACCAAGGCGGCGGAAAAGAAGAACAACAAGAAGCAGCAGCAGCAGCAGCAGCAGCCGCAGCAGAGCCCCUCGACCAUCGCGGCCCCAGACAUCUUCAUCCCCAUCGAGAACGCCCCCCGCACCAUCGACUUCAACAAGGUCUGCAACUACCUCCCCUACAUCGACGCCGAUGACCUCACCGACAUCGACGACGACGAGAUGGACCUGCAGUCCGAGCUGGCCGACGAAAUGGACGAACACCCAGACGACCCCUUCUCCGAGGCGGUGCGCUGCCCCGCGGCCUCCCCCAGCAUCAACCCCACGAUCAACCCCACCACCGGCACCGGCAACGGCACCAGCAAAAAGCGUGCCCGCGCCCCCUCCCCCAUCGACACCGCCCUCGCCAACGGCACAAACAACAACAACAACAACAACAACAACAACCCCAACCCCAACCCCAUUAACCCCGCCAAGCGCCUCCGCCCCCUACCCAGCCCGCCCACCCCCUCCCCCCUCACCCUGGGCAGCUUCUCCCCCCACACCGGAACCAGGGGCAAGCCUCGCCGCUGCAUGUCGGUCCUCCCGUCGCCGGUCCCGCCGCGCACGGGCGAGCCGCUGCUGACGCACCUGGCGGAGACGGCGGCGCAGCACGCGCACGACACGGCGCUCGAGGGCAAGCGCAUGGCGGCGGAGCGGGCGCGGGCGCUGCGCGCGCUGUGCGGCGAGGAGACGGCGGCGGAUGACGCGAGGCGGGAGCGCGAGGCCGAGGCGGAGGUGGGGCCCGAGGUGGUGGCGGCGUGGUGGGCGGAUUUCGGGCCGCAUGUGUAUUGGGUGCGUGAGUGA